AUGUUGUUACUAUUAGUUAGUAACAGCCGACUCUUCCGUAACUGUACUAUACAGCCUCCAAAAGGCUCCGUAACUAACGGUUGGACACACUGGGAAACCAUUAACAUCUUCUACUCCUUCAACAACUUCAACUUCUGCCUUUCAGACGACCUUAUCAAAUUUGCGCUCUCGAUCCCCUCAACACGCCUACCUUCCAUCAAGGCCUUAACUGUGAACGCACCAGACUCCCAUAAGCUGCGGUCAUACGAAUGGAAAGAUGUGGGAAAUGUUAUUAGCAAAAUGUCAGGACUUCGGAACUGUCGGCUUCUCAUAAUAGCUACUCCCGACGAUGUAGGUCAAGCAACCGCUGGCGCUCGACACACAAAACGAAUUAUCAGUCCUAUUAAGACGUGGGAAACAAGGGAUGCGAUUCUGACAUGGAAUCCGACGUUUAAGUUCAUCUCGCAAUGGCCCAGCGAUGGGGCGAAAGAUUCAACUCGCUUUGGGAAGAAUCUUAUAACCGUAGGAAAUCUUCGCAGUCUCUCUAUGAAGUGUGACUUUUCAACUAACCUUGAUAUUUAUUUUCCGGAACGAGUUCUAGUGGUAAUUGAACGUACCAUCUGGAAAGGUAUCAAGCCUCCCUUUCCCUAA
Messenger RNA from Lindgomyces ingoldianus, 630 nucleotides. RefSeq lists its product as uncharacterized. The coding region runs from base 1 to 630 and encodes 209 amino acids. The record is from RefSeq and is a predicted model, not a curated record. The transcript is spliced from 6 exons. Lineage: Eukaryota; Fungi; Ascomycota; Dothideomycetes; Pleosporales; Lindgomycetaceae.